Molecule: messenger RNA, 2605 nt
Organism: Hydractinia symbiolongicarpus
Lineage: Eukaryota; Metazoa; Cnidaria; Hydrozoa; Anthoathecata; Hydractiniidae
Product: ras-related protein Rab-18-B-like
Exons: 1
Coding region: 916-1641 (241 amino acids)
Molecular function (GO): GTPase activity; GTP binding
Source: RefSeq, a predicted model, not a curated record
UUGGAUGCGAAACUGUUAGUGAGUUUUUUGCAGUCAGUUUUUGCUGUUUCUGUUUUUAUAUGACAACAUGUUAAAAUUCUUUGCAAUGGAAAAAACUGUUGGAAAGAAUUUAUACAUUGUAAAUAUUUAUUAUGCAAUUAUUAGUUGAUGAGGCCCGUGAAAAAAUCAAUUUAAAGACAAGAAAAAUGGAAAAAAGAACAGUCACUAAAAGGACCUGUAAAAAAAACAGUUUUUUUUAAAAUUUGUAUACCGUUGCCUUCAACGUAUACAGUUCUUCAGACUCUGAUCAAGAAAAUUUGAUUCAAGGGUGUCCCUAGUUACCCAUGCAAUGAAAAAUGACUGACAUCAAUACUUCGUUUUCAAGUUCUUUGGCCUCAAAGUUAUAACUGCAAUGCAAUGGCUUCACUACUAAACGCACUGACGUCGUGACGUAAUGUCAGAAAAGUUAACAAAUUAGAGAUAACUUUUUCGGCGACAACAAAGGAAAAUGAAGAUAACCAGUUUGGUGGUCACAGACUUAACUUUUAUAUUAUUAUAUAGAUUGUUCGUACUUUUAGCAAUAGUUCAUUUCAUGUGUCCUUGGAUAAACUUUGUAUUGAUAUUUUUUUUUAGAUAACCAUGACCUCAAAAUUUUGUUAAAGAUGUGCAUUAUUCUUUUAAUCACGGUCUCUGUUUCAGAUUAUUCAUCUAAUUUCGUUAUUUUAAAUAGUUUAAUACAAAGUACCACAGUCUUGACAAAUCUCUUAUAAAUCAUUCACAAAUAUUUUUUAACUACUUUUACUCUCUGCAACAGACAGCUGUUUGUCUUGCCUAUCUUUUGUUUUGUCACUUUUUUGUUAAUUGUGUAUGUAUAUUCCCCAUAAUGUUUUCUAGUAAACAAAACCUGGAGAGGAGAGAUUUUUGUUGUAGCUGAGUAUGGCUACAACGAGAAUCGAAUCUUAUAAAAUUAUCACAGUUGGUGCAAGUGGUACCGGCAAAUCUGCAAUAUUGACUCGUUACGUUGACAACACCUUUGAUGCACGCAGCCCGUAUACAAGUAGCCCAGAUGUCAAGUUUAAGCCAGUUAAUGAGGAUGGCAAAAAUAUACAGUUGGUUCUGUGGGACACUGCAGGCCAGGAAAGGUUUAGAUCUAUUGUUCAUUCUUUUUACCGAGAUGCGGAUGGAGUAAUUUUAGUUUAUGACGUGACCAAACGGUUAACAUUUGAUAGGUUGUAUGUGUACUUGGAAGAUUGUUUUACACACUGUUCAAAACAAAACUUUGUUAAAAUACUAGUUGGCAAUAAGAUUGAUUGUGGACAGCGUUAUGUUUCUACUAGCGAAGGUCAAAGUUACGCAGACCGUCAUGACAUGAUAUAUGUUGAAACUAGUGCUGCUGAAAAUAGAGGUAUUGAAUCCUUGUUUUCCAAACUUAUUAAAAAAAUCCUCCAGACGCCUAGUUUAUCAAAAGAUCAUCAAAUCUGUGAUGUUGCUGGCCAACGUCAAGAGGAUAGUAAUAUUGUACCAUGCAAUAACACAAAUGUAUCACCAUUGCACAGACUGAGGGGACAAAUACCUGGACACGAACAACCUAAUCAAGUUGUUUCACAAACUGUUAGUCUUAGUACCAAAAAUGUCAGCCGUUCAUCAUGGUGCAGUUGUUAAUGAAUUGUCUAAUAGUGGUUAACCAACCAGUAAACUAUUUUUACUUUGUUUCAUCCAUAUUUUUUAUACUUUAUUUUGCUUUGUGACAUUUUCGUCGGACUUUAUUAAAGAAAAGGCAGGACACAGCAAAGCUGAUCUGCAAGCAGGCUAAUAACGUUUGAUUUCAUUGUUGCUAAUGUUACAUGUUACACAAAGAAAUAAUGUUUAUACGAUUUUAAAUUGACUUUAAUGAUAAACAAAUUUAAGACUACUUUACUUUACUUUGGAAUCUUUGAGUUUAGUCAAUUGGGAAUAAUCAAUUUUUAUGAAAAUAAAUUCCCUGAAUUAACAAGUUGAAUUCCUUUGCACUGUUUUAAAAAAGUUUAUUACGCUAUUUUAAAUGCACGUUUGUUUUAUAUUCAGUUAGUAAAAGAAUAUAUCAUUUUUAGAUAGAAAUAUAAAAACGUUUAAGUUUAACCAUAUAUUACCAGUCUGACUUUAUUGAACACUUGGUUAUGCCAUCCAAUUCUGAGAAGUAGAAUAAAUAAAUUUUGAGUCCAUAUCCCAAUGCUGUGGAAAUAAUCCUAUGUGAUCUAUGGCAAUACACAUUACUUAUAUGGCAAUACACAUUACUUAUAUGGCAAUACACAUUACUUAUAUGGCAAUACACAUUACUUAUAUGGCAAUACACAUUACUUAUAUGGCAAUACACAUUACUUAUAUGGCAAUACACAUUACUUAUAUGGCAAUACACAUUACUUAUAUGGCAAUACACAUUACUUAUAUGGCAAUACACAUUACUUAUAUGGCAAUACACAUUACUUAUAUGGCAAUACACAUUACUUAUAGAAAACCAAGUAAAGGGUCUAAGUUUGGGCUUUUAAAAUUGUAUUUAAAUUGUAUAGUUUUGAUUUCUAGUUUGUAGCAUUUUAUAUUUACUUUCGUCUUUAUGAAAAAUAUGAAAAACAAAAACUUACAACCUUAA